Messenger RNA from Neoarthrinium moseri, 1692 nucleotides. RefSeq lists its product as uncharacterized. The record is from RefSeq and is a predicted model, not a curated record. The transcript is spliced from 7 exons. The coding region runs from base 1 to 1692 and encodes 563 amino acids. Gene Ontology annotation, molecular function: monooxygenase activity; heme binding; oxidoreductase activity, acting on paired donors, with incorporation or reduction of molecular oxygen. Lineage: Eukaryota; Fungi; Ascomycota; Sordariomycetes; Amphisphaeriales; Apiosporaceae.
AUGGCGAUACUCGAAUCCGGCCUGCUUGAUCUGAGCAGCUGGAAUGCUCGAAUUCUCGCAUUUGGGGCUGGGACUGCCCUGCACCUGUUUCUUUUCCGCUUCGGGGAAUGGGAUACUUGGACUACUUCGUUGAUUGGGUCCUUUGUGUCUCUGCAGCUGCUUUCAGUUGCGACGCUUAUGCACCUGCUGCCAGACACGUACGCCUCCCCUCUGACUGCGGCAGCAGCUGUAUCAGGUCUUGCGUGGUCUAUGCUACUCGGAAUCUGGUCUAGCAUGCUCGUUUACCGUGCCUUCUUCCAUCGCCUCAACAGAUUCCCUGGACCAUUCCGGGCUCGCCUCUCCAAUCUUUAUAUCACCACUCUUUCGGCCAAGAAACUGCACCUCUACAAUGAAGUCCAACAACUACACAAGACGUACGGCGACGUUGUCCGCAUCGGACCCUCUGAACUUUCAGUCGCAAGCAAAUCAGCCGUCAGUGCCAUUCUUGGAACUCAAUCCACCUGCGUCAAAGGGCCGUGGUACAACAUUCUCUAUCCCGUUGUGUCAUUGCAGAUGGUACGCAACAAGGCCGACCAUAUUCCUCGACGCAAAGUUUGGGAUCGGGGAUUUGGUGCCAAAGCGCUUCGCGAAUACGAGCCGAGGGUUGUGGAUUACACCGAGCAAUUAAUGGCACAACUCCUGAAACGGGAGGGAUCGCCCGUCAAUGUUACUGACUGGUUCAACUUUUACAGCUUCGAUGUCAUGGGGGAUCUCGCCUGGGGGAAGUCUUUUGGCAUGCUCCGAGAUGGGGUCAAACAUUAUUUUAUGAAGACGCUCCACGCUGAUAUGGUCAAUGUUGGGAUAUUCAGCCAUCUGGUCUGGCUUUUCCCCAUAUUCAAGGCCACGCCGAUCUUGAACGCUGAGAGCAAGAGAUUCUGGAGAUGGAUCGAGCAGCAGGUCGCCGAGCGUCGAAAGAUGAAACCAGACCGACCCGACGUGUUUUCGUGGCUUUUGGAACACCACGAGAGUAAGCCGAAGCCUACGGCCCAGGAAGAACUUGAUCUGCAUGGUGACGCUUACCUAAUUGCUGUUGCCGGGAGCGACACCACAGCUGCUUCGCUCACUUGCCUCUUCUACGAGUUAGCUAGAAACCCCGACGCGCUACGGACCCUCCAGCGGGAGGUUGACGAGCUCCACGAAACAUCAGAAAAUGUUGACGGAACAGCCUUGGGGAAAUUGAAAUACCUGGACGCAGUCAUCAAUGAAGCACUCCGCUUGCACCCCCCGGUUCCGUCCGGCGUCCAGAGAAUGACCCCACCUGAGGGAGUUACAAUCGAUAAUACGUUCAUCCCUGGCAACUCAAUCGUCCAAGUCCCGUCGUAUACCAUGUUCCGAGACGAUCGCUACUUCACGAGCGCGAAUGAAUUCAUUCCUGAGCGUUGGACUACACAGAAGGAGUUGACCAAGAAUGAGUCGGUCUUUGUUCCCUUUUCUACAGGCCGCUAUUCUUGCAUCGGGAAAUAUCUAGGGUUAAUGGAGGUCCGUCACGUCACAGCACGGAUCGUCCGCCAGUACGAUAUCAAGUUCGCACCAGGCCAAGAUCCGGCUGCAUUCGUGGAAGGGAAGCGAGACACAUUUACGUUGGCACUUGCGCCACUCGAUUUGGUGUUUACUCGCAGAAGACAUGACAGCAAGGCAGCUGGACUGGAGUAA